Molecule: messenger RNA, 3974 nt
Organism: Acanthopagrus latus (yellowfin seabream)
Lineage: Eukaryota; Metazoa; Chordata; Actinopteri; Spariformes; Sparidae
Gene: sp1
Product: sp1 transcription factor
Exons: 7
Coding region: 102-2231 (709 amino acids)
Biological process (GO): regulation of transcription by RNA polymerase II
Molecular function (GO): DNA-binding transcription factor activity, RNA polymerase II-specific; RNA polymerase II cis-regulatory region sequence-specific DNA binding
Source: RefSeq, a predicted model, not a curated record
UCUUCAAACGCGGUUAAAGGGGAGCCUGUCAAGUUUGUGUGAAGUUGUGAAAAGUUGUCAAGUCGAAAAAAGACCAGAGAAACUCCUCCCGUCUUCAAAUUAUGAGCAAUCAGCAGCAGGGUGACAUGGCCGCGGUGGAGAGCGGUGGAGGCUUCAGUCAAAAGCGAAACACAAAUGCACAAGACUCACAGCAGCCAUCUCCUCUUGCCUUGUUGGCAGCCACCUGCAGUCGAAUUGACACCCCAGGAGAGAAUGAUUCCCCUUCAGACCAACAGAACCAGCAGCAACAGCUGGACAUAAACCAGGGUGUUUUCACCUCCAAUGCCAACGGCUGGCAGGUUAUCCCGAUCAGCGUUCAAACAACCUCAGGCACUAACACCAUCACCACUGACUCCUCAGGGGUGAUGACAGUAGGAGAUGCAGGCAAGAGCAGACAGGUGCUGUCACCAUCAAUAGCUGUAAGCACUCAGGGACAGCAACAGCAGCCACAGCAAUUUGUUGUAGCUCAGGCUCCAUCGAUGCAGGGUCAGCAGGUUCUUACCACCAUAUCAGGAAUGAUGCCCAACAUUCAGUACCAGGUUAUUCCCCAGUUUCAGACAGUCGAUGGCCAGCCACUGCAGUUGGCACACGCUCAGCAAGAUUCUGCUGUACCUGCCGCAGCACCAGGACAGCAGUUUCAGAUAGUGUCCUCUCCUAACGGCCAGCAGAUCAUAGCUGCAACCAACAGACCUGGCGCAGCAGGAAACAUAAUAACGAUGCCCAGUCUCCUCCAAGGAGCGAUCCCCAUUCAAAAUAUAAGCUUGGGCAAUGGUGUAUUACAAAACCAGCCCCAGUUUCUGGCAAAUAUGCCUGUGUCACUCAAUGGAAACAUCACUUUGUUGCCUGUCAGCACUGGAACAAGCAGCACAGGGGGAGAUGCAAAUGGUGGAGGUGAUACAGGAAACCAACUUCUACAGCAAUCACAACAUCCAGUGUCUUCUGGGGCCGGCUACAUGACCAGUGCGCCCACUGUCACAACGCAGACUUCCACUUCCUAUGGAAUGACGCAAACUCAGAACAGCAACGGAAUGAUGACGGGGACAUUCCAGCAUAAUGCAACAUCUCUGGGUGUUCCGAUACAGCCAGACAACAGAGACGGUCAGCAGCAGCCACAGCAGAUCUUGAUCCAGCCUCAGCAGGUUAUCCAAGGUGGAACGCCCCUCCAGACCAUCCAGGCCGGUACUGUCACGACCGCUGGUGGUCAGGUAUUUGCUACUCCAACACUCAGCCAGGAAGGGCUUCAAAAUCUUCAAAUUAUGCCAAACACAGGCCCCAUCCUCCUGCGCACUGUAGGCCCCAAUGGCCAGGUGAGCUGGCAGACCAUUCAGAUUCAGAAUCCGACAGGACCACAGAUCACGCUGGCCCCAGUGCAGUCGCUCCCACAACUUGGCCAGGCUCAGGGAGCUGGUGGAGCUGGUGGAGUGUCUGUCAACACAGUGCAGAUCCCAGGCAUCCAGACCAUAAAUCUCAACUCGCUUGCAGGCUCUGGGCUGCAGAUGCACCAGCUGCAGACCGUUCCCAUCGCCAUCACCCAAGCAGGAGAGCAGACCUUACACACAGGUGGAGAAAGUUUGGAUGACAGCACAGCCAUGGAUGAUGAGGAUGUAAGUCCACCACCUCAAGGACGACGUAACCGCAGGGAAGCCUGUACCUGUCCUUUCUGCAAGGAUGGAGAAGGACGUGACCCAACUAAAAAGAAGCAGCACAUAUGUCACAUCUCUGGCUGUGGGAAGAUCUACGGAAAGACAUCCCACCUGAGGGCCCACCUCCGUUGGCACACAGGAGAACGACCCUUCGUCUGCGGCUGGUCCUUCUGUGGCAAACGUUUCACCCGUUCAGAUGAGCUCCAGCGCCAUAAGAGGACACACACAGGUGAGAAAAGGUUUGCCUGCCCAGAGUGUCCCAAGCGCUUCAUGCGCAGCGAUCACCUCUCCAAGCACAUCAAAACCCAUUUGAACAAGAAAGCAGUAGCAGUAGCAGCAGCCGUCAGCGUCGGUGGUACCUCGGUCUCAAAUGAUGCGGCUUCCCCUGUUGCAGUCACAAAAGUCGAACCAGGAACGGUGUCAGCCAGUGACCAGCACACCAUUGUCACCAUGGAAACCUUAUCUGCAGAGAGCAUAGCUCGAUUAGCCAGCAGUGGGAUCAACAUGAUGCAGGUGGACCUUCACCAAAUUAAUGGCAACAACUACUGAGGACGGUGGAGGAGCAGGGAGACGGCCUCGGUGGAUGUUGCAUUUGGACAUUUGGGGUUAAAAAGGGCACGUCUGACUGCAGACACAGAACUUCUCAAAGGCUUCAGACAGGAGUGGUGGUCACAGAUGCAACACAACGGACACUAUUGAAUUCGACAACCGAGGCAGGAAAAUUAAUGUCCAUCUUGUAUUUAGAAACCUGUGGCAUUUAAGGGUUGGAGUUGGAUUAAAAUGUUAGACUAGAGAAAUCAUCAUGUAAACUUAUUUCCCCUGAAUGGAAAUGGCACUACACUAACAUUUGUCCCACACCCAAUCAAUGAUACUGAGAUUGCAAUACAAAAAACACAGACUAGCACACAUGAUGCUGAAUUGGUGGCAAGUAAUCGCUACAAGCGUCUUUAGUAAAGAGAUGAAACUACUAAGUCAGACUCUCAUCUGUGUUUUCAAAGCUGUGAGCUUUGCUAUUUGUCUCUUUUCACCUCAGGUGCGCACUCAAAUUGGGCUGCUGUAUCUGGCAUGUCCCUCAGGCUCACUGGGCCACAUUAGCCCAUUAUUACCCUUAAAACUGCAAUUAUAACCAUCUUUAGCAGUAAAUAUAUCUGCUUCACACAAAUCUGUGGUUGCAGUUUUUGGGAAAUCCUCAAACUAACAAUCCCCAGUGUCAUAAUGUUUAUCUCAGUAUCAUUGGAAUAAUAUGUUAAGCGUUUUAGGGCAGACCGUUUAGAGGAGAGGUGGAACACAUGAGGUCAUGACCAGGUCAGAGCCAGAAGCACUAAUCAGUGUGAGGAUGAAGGUGUGUCAGGGCACUGAAAUCCUGAGAAUAACUCUUUAACCUCUUAUGUAGGUACACACAUUCAAGCCAUCAUGCUUUGAUAGGUUUAUCAUAGCAAAAACGUUUUUUUUUUUUUUUUUGUAAAUACUUGUUUUUCUUUUUUUGAGGGGGGGGGUAAAUGUAGAGGCCACAGAAAUUCUUAGCUUAGGCCGUAUCACCGUACACGUUUGCAAGAGAUUGCCUUUCAGUUGUAUGAACCUCUCAUGCACAAUCAAUCUUAAUCUUAUGUUAUUACUUUUAUAUAUAUAUAUGUAGAUGAACUGUGUAAACUUACGAGCCUUUCUGUCAUAGAAUAAUGUAUUCUAUACAGUCCAGAUUUUCCCAGUAUGUUUUUUUUCCUGUGGUAUACUUAUCAACUGAGACUUUGCCUUGCAGUCCCAUCAGUUUCUUAUUUCUGUGGAAAAGUGUAUCUAUAGUCAUAUCUGGUCAGAGUAAAGUAUUUUGUAAUAAUGUCCAGACAGCAUAAAUAUGUAAGCUCAAACCAAAGGUUCAUACUCAUUUUAUAAGCAAAACUAGGAACUCUUUCUUUGGUCCGUGAACUUUCUGAAAAUUUUUACUCUUGUAAUACGUAUGUUAAAGUUCUAACUGGAAAAGAUCCAGCUUGAGGCAAACCUCGGAUGCACACCCCUUUUGUUGUCCAAAUAAAUAAUUUGCUAAAUGUAUUGACGGUCAAAGAUUUUCUUCUUUUGAAAUUCUCUUUGCUUUGGAAUUAUGCUCUAUUUGAGAAACAUUUGUAACUUGUAAAAUGUAUGUUUAAAAACUCCUUUGAAUCUAUAGAACAAGUUCAAUGGACAACAAGUGCUCUUAUUUUUGUUUUCCUUCUGCCCCGUUUUAAAUAAGGGAUUUUAUAUUGUGUGUGUGUGUAUACAACUACUGCAAAUGCCAACAGCUGGAUUAAAAUUAUAAAUACA